Lycium barbarum (goji berry) is the source of this 1504-nucleotide messenger RNA. Its product is annotated as probable prolyl 4-hydroxylase 9. The record is from RefSeq and is a predicted model, not a curated record. NCBI's taxonomy places the organism in Eukaryota, Viridiplantae, Streptophyta, Magnoliopsida, Solanales, Solanaceae. Bases 262 to 1122 code for a protein of 286 amino acids. Gene Ontology annotation, cellular component: endoplasmic reticulum. Gene Ontology annotation, biological process: peptidyl-proline hydroxylation to 4-hydroxy-L-proline. Gene Ontology annotation, molecular function: L-ascorbic acid binding; procollagen-proline 4-dioxygenase activity; iron ion binding. The transcript has 8 exons.
AAAACUCGCGCCAUUACCGCUACUUUGUCAUGAGUUGAAGCGGCAAACGCACUUUCAUUUCACAUUUCAUGAAGACUAAAACUUGCCCCCCCUCAUAUGACAUUUGUCAUCUCACAUAACACUCUUCGAUCACGACACGCCAAUUUGGUCUACCGGUCAGUCAGUAAUUUGUCCUAACUCUAAAAUCUACCUCUCUAUUUAAUUUGCUCCAUGCAAAUGUGUAUUAGUUAAAGGUAGCUAGGCCAGGUUUGUCAUUCAAUUAUGAAGUCUACAGGGAAAAAAGUUAUAGGCUUCAAGGCUAAGCUCACGUUACCGUUCGUCUUCUUCCUUUGUUUCUGUUUCUUUCUCGUUGGACUUUUCGGAUCCACCGUCAUCUUUCAGGAUGUGGAUAAUGUUCGAUCAAGGUAUAGAUUGCUAGAAUUAGUAGAGAAAGAAAUGCAUGGAUCAAUAUCUCAUGGUGUUACCGGAGAGCUUUCGAUUGAUUCCAUCCCAUUCCAGGUCUUGAGCUGGAGACCUCGAACUCUAUAUUUCCCUAACUUUGCAACAGCUGAACAAUGUCACAGUAUAAUUCAAAUGGCAAAGCCUAAACUUAAACCAUCAUCACUUGCUCUGCGUAAAGGAGAAACUGAAGAGAGUACCAAGGGUGUUCGAACAAGUUCAGGCACAUUUAUCUCUGCAUCAGAUGACAGAACUGGUAUCUUGGCUUCUGUUGAGAUAAAAAUUGCCAAGGCUACAAUGAUCCCUAGGAGCCAUGGAGAGGCAUUCAAUGUUCUGAGAUAUGAGCUUGGGCAGAGAUAUGUGUCUCAUUAUGAUGCGUUCAAUCCUGCUGAGUAUGGCCCUCAAAAAAGCCAGAGAAUCGCUUCAUUCUUGUUGUACUUGUCUGAUGUGGAAGAAGGCGGAGAAACCAUGUUUCCACUUGAAAAUGGCUCAAAUAAGGGGUAUGAUUAUGGUGCUUGCACAGGGUUAAAAGUUAAGCCACGCCAAGGAGAUGGACUUCUGUUUUAUUCAGUAUUUCCAAACGGAACAAUAGAUAAGGCUUCCCUACAUGGAAGUUGUCCUGUUAUCAAAGGAGAGAAAUGGGUGGCUACAAAAUGGAUCAGAAAUGAAGAACAGCAGGAUUAACUUCUUUCUCCUGAUGUUUCCAUUGACUCCCUUGAAGGAAUCUCUUUUAUUUCAUUUUUUGAAUAAAUAUCAGCAUUCAGUAAUGAAUCCUGAGCAAUGCUUUACACGAGUCGAUGAAAAAUAAGUUGGAAGGGAAAUAAGAAUUUGCAGAAGUCAACAUGUACACGCGAAGGUUAUAAAAUUCUUAUGGUUAAUUUUUUAUGCAUUUCUACAAUAAAGGCAGAUAAUUCAAUAGUGUUGGAAAAAGUAAAUUUCUUAUUUGUACCAGUUUGAUGGACCUGUUUUUCAUUCAUGAUCAUUCCAAAUGGAUUUCCUCACCAAAAAUGAAUCCUUCUUUUCUAUACUUGAUCAGGUGAUUUCUGCAUAUGGUCCCCUUCUCCUA